Sceloporus undulatus (fence lizard) is the source of this 2510-nucleotide messenger RNA. It is a transcript of the gene SLC45A2, whose product is annotated as solute carrier family 45 member 2. Gene Ontology annotation, molecular function: sucrose:proton symporter activity. The record is from RefSeq and is a predicted model, not a curated record. Gene Ontology annotation, cellular component: membrane. The coding region runs from base 673 to 2502 and encodes 609 amino acids. NCBI's taxonomy places the organism in Eukaryota, Metazoa, Chordata, Lepidosauria, Squamata, Phrynosomatidae. The transcript is spliced from 8 exons.
UGAGAGCAUGUGACUUGCCAAGAUCAUCCACUGGGUUUCAUGACUGAGCUGGAAUUGAGCUCUGGUCUCCAGAAUCAUGGUCCAACACUGAAACUACUAUGCCAUGUUGGAUUCUGUCAUACAUACAUACGUAUGUAUAUAUGACCGUUCUGUGCAUAUAUUGAGAGAGAGAGAAGGAGACAGAAAAUGAGUAUGUUUGUAUGAGAGUGUAUGAGUGAAUGAGUGUUUCCUGUGAUUGAUCUCACAAUCUUUUACUGUACUUAUUCCCAAAGUUAUUAAAAUGAUUUUUAAAAAAGGAUUAGCAUGUAUAUUACAGUAUUAUCAUUGGUUGUGCACAUCAAGUCAUCUUAAGUCAGGAAAUAAUAAGACUGCUGUAUCUAGCAAUACAGCACCUAGUAAUAGCUCCAUGUUACAUAAUUUCUCAGUUGUGUAUUAUUUAUGUUUUUGAUAAUUUUGAUAAUACAUCCUAACUUUAAGGCUUUUUAAAAAACGAGCAGUUGGGGUAGAAUACUGCCUGUGUAUUUUAGUUUACUUCAAUGAAAAUAGGUCAAGGUUUUUUGUCUUUAAAUGUACACUGAGAAUAUAGGGGAAAGGGCUCCAAGUAUUCACAGGAAAUACAGACCCCAGGGAGCAUGAAAGCCAAACAUCAAGGCAUCCCAAGCAUCAAAGCACAUGGGAUUAAAUACCACUGGAGGGCUUGCAGAACUUGUAUUUUUUCUUUCUUCCACAGGUUUAAGAAUACAGUCGGUCCUUCUUAUACACGGAUUUUUUAUACACGGAUUUAAGCAUACACGUCUUAACCAAGAUCUAUGCCUGGUGGAGCACCGGCUUCCACAAAGAGGCCUGAUGACUCUAGCCAAACCAGAUUUGGCCGGGCUUCUUCCAAGAGCCUGUGAGAUGGACAUCGCCAGCAUGGAAUGCAGCAGUGAAAAAGAAGAGACCAUGCUAAAGUCCUUGGCUGGGGGAGACCCUUUUGGCCAAGUGGAGCCCCCCAAGAAGGCAACAGGGAAGUUGGUGAUGCACAGUGUGGUCAUGUUUGGCCGAGAGUUCUGCUAUGCUGUGGAAGCUGCUUUUGUCACCCCUGUACUCCUCAGCGUGGGCCUCCCCAAAAGUUUGUAUAGCCUCGUGUGGCUCAUCAGCCCCAUCCUUGGCUUUGUUUUGCAGCCCGUGGUCGGCUCUGCCAGUGACCACUGCUCUUCAGGUUGGGGCAAGCGGAGACCUUUCAUCUUGGUCCUUGGCUUGAUGAUGCUGGUGGGGAUGGCUUUGUACCUCAAUGGAGACACUGUUGUCUUGGCUUUGGUCUCUGACAGAGCCACCCAGAGGACCUGGGCCAUUGUCAUCACCAUGUUGGGAGUGGUGCUCUUUGAUUUUGCUGCUGACUUCAUUGAUGGUCCCAUCAAGGCUUAUCUCUUUGAUGUCUGCUCUCACCAGGAUAAGGAAAAGGGGCUCCAUUAUCAUGCCCUGCUGACAGGUCUGGGCGGGGCCCUUGGCUACCUUACUGGUGCCAUUGAUUGGGGCCACACUGUCUUGGGCACAUAUUUGGGUUCAGAAUUCCAGGUGAUGUUCUUCUAUGCAGCUCUUGUGUUCCUGAUUUGCCUUACUGUACAUCUGUGUAGUAUUCCCGAAGUAUCUCUCACCACCAUCAAAGUAAAAUCCAAAGCCCUUCUGAAAGCGUCUAAGCCCCAGCAAUAUGGAUCCCUGGGGAAAGUGAAGAAUGGUUAUUUCAACAGUGGAUAUAGUGAAAUACAAAUUGUAUCACAGCAAGGGAAGCCUAUCAUAAACAAAGACAUUCAGGUUCAGAGGCAGAUGACCAUUAAGUCCCUACUAAAAGCACUUCUAAGCAUGCCAUCCCACUACCGCUGUUUGUGUGUGAGCCAUUUGAUGGGAUGGACAGCUUUCCUCUCCACCAUGCUCUUCUUCACUGAUUUUAUGGGACAGAUUGUGUUCAAUGGUGAUCCUUAUGCACCUCAUAAUUCCACAGCCUAUCUGACCUAUGAAAGAGGAGUAGAAAUCGGCUGCUGGGGGAUGUGUAUCAAUGCAAUUUGUUCCUCACUCUAUUCAUAUUUGCAGAAAGCCCUCCUACCUUAUAUAGGAUUAAAGGGACUUUAUUUCAUUGGAUACCUGCUUUUUGGACUAGGCACUGGAUUCAUUGGACUCUUUCCCAAAGUGCAUUCUACUCUGGCUCUGUGUUCCCUCUUUGGAGUAAUGUCCAGCACAUUAUACACGGUACCAUUCAACCUUAUUGCUGACUAUCACAAGGAAGAGGAAGAGAGUCAGAAUGGAGGAAAAUCUGAAGAUUACAUCAGAGGAAAGGGAGUUGACUGUGCUGCCCUCACCUGCAUGGUGCAGUUGGCCCAGAUCAUUGUCGGGGUGGGCCUGGGUUUUCUGGUCAGUGCUGCUGGCAGCGUGGUGGUGGUGGUGAUCUCUGCCUCCGCCAUUGCAUUAUUCGGCUGCUGUUUUGUAGCAUUUUUUGUUCGCUAUGUGGAUGAGAACAAUAAAUAGUUGAAGUU